This is a messenger RNA of Olea europaea var. sylvestris, 631 nucleotides long. RefSeq names its product golgin candidate 5-like. The record is from RefSeq and is a predicted model, not a curated record. Lineage: Eukaryota; Viridiplantae; Streptophyta; Magnoliopsida; Lamiales; Oleaceae. The transcript has 4 exons. The coding region runs from base 96 to 611 and encodes 171 amino acids.
UGUCCUGAGUAGGUCAUGAUAAUUUUCAGGAGCUAGAACAGGAGAAAGCUGCUCGUCUGGAGCAAGAAAAGGCUGCUCCCCUUCAAUAUUCUGCCAUGUCUGACCAAAGCUCAAUAGCAAAGCAAAAAUCUGCAACAUUUAACAAUGGACAUUUGACUCGUAAGCUUUCAAGUGCAAGCAGCUUAAGCAGUAUGGAAGAAAGCUAUUUUCUGCAAACAUCUUUGGACUCUUCUGACAAUUUGCAUGAACAUAGAAAUACUUCAGAGGGUACCAUGAGACCAUACCAUAUGAAGAGCAUGACAACAAACACCUUUGAAGCUGCUCUUCGUCGAAAGGAGGGUGAACUUGCAUCUUACAUGUCACGACUGGCUUCUUUGGAAUCCAUUCGUGACUCUCUUGCCGAGGAGUUAGUUAAAAUGACUGCACAGUGUGAGAAGUUACAAGUAGAAUCUGCAACGCUGCCUGGCAUAAGGGCAGAGCUAGAAGCUCUAAGACGGAGACAUUCAGCAGCAUUGGAGUUGAUGGGUGAACGUGAUGAAGAGGUAUUGUUAAUUAAUUUAUUUAUUUUUUGUUUAUCUUUAUAUAUGGUGAACAUUCCUAAAAAAUUGUAGAUUUAGGAACAAUGGUAAUA